AUUGCAAAUGGUCGCUUAAUAACAGAUGCUCUUGAGCGUUACGCGACGCGAGUUAGCAUUUAUCUGUCAAAGGAUAGUGCCGACCGGCUGUGUACAUUGACGAGCCGGUCGACGCGUGUUCGAUUUAAGCUCGUAAGAGUGAUCGUAUAUAGCAUACUAUCUCUCUUUCUUCCUCCUUCAAAUUUGUUUCUCUCUUUUUCCCUCUAUCUCUCUCUUUCUCACUCUGACUUUUAUUCUCUCUUUUCCUCUUUAUAUAUCUGCGCUCAUUUUACUCUUUCUCUCUCUCUUCUCUCCCUCCUACUCUUUUUCUCUUUCUCCCUCUCUCCGUUCUACGUCGCUCGUCAGUUCGUCCCGCACGCGUGGUCGAGUUUAGUUAGCCGCGCGUACUCGAGGUAAAUACGUGCGUGUAUAUAUAUAUAUAUAUAUAUAUAUAUAUACACAUAAUACAUAUGUAUCUCAGUUUCGCGUCGUCGUUUCGCGACGUAGCCAAAGGGGAACGAGAGAAGUGCGCGUACGUCGAUAAAUAAGAGAAUAAUAAAAGUAAGAGAGAGAGAAAGAGUGAGAAGAGAAGAGUAGAAAAGAGAAAGAGAGAGAGAGAGAGAGAGAGAGAGGGGGGAAAAAACCCGAGUUGUGCGUGUAUCUCGCUAGUGGAGUUUCUUCCUCGUUUGAGAGGAAUCAUUCUCUUUUCCUUUCUUUUAUUGUUUAUUAUGCAAAUUAAAAGAUAUUCAUAACUUCGAUCUACAUUGUGUUGUAACAGUGAUUGGGAAGGGGAAAAAAAAAGAAGAGGAAAAAACAAAAUACAGAAAAACCCACGCACGUUUACACAUACACACAUACGAGAGAGAGAGAGAGAGAGAGAGAGAGAGAGACAGAGAAAGAGUGAGAUUGUGAAGAGGAGAGGUGAGAUACGCAAACACACAGUGGAGAAAAAGUAGAAGUAAAUAAGCAAGAAAAGGGACGAAAAACGACGACACGGUGGUGUUCCGCUUGGGAAGUCGAAAAAUGCGAAGGGGACGAAGCGUCGCGUUACGCCGCCUCCUCGUCGUCGUGGCCCUGCUCUCUCUUUCUGCGGCUGCCUACGCUUUGCCAGCAGGUAACGACAACAAGCGAUCAAGGACGUGCGACAUCUCGAACGCGGGGACAUCCUGUGCCAAGAAUGAAAGAUGUGUCCAGAAAAAGAUCAAUGAUCAGGUAGAAUCGUUGUGCGACUGCGAACAAGGUUACGAAUACGUAAAGGAUGAUGAGUGCAAGCUUAGUGUAUCGCAGAUUCUAAUCAAUUCGACGACGUUCAGAUCAGAUCACGCAGAGGAUUCAGGAGGUAGCUCAGUAGCCGCCGGUCUUUUGAUACCAACUUUCCUCAUAAUAAUUGGCGUCGUACUAUAUUUCGGUGCGAGACGAUAUAGUUGGCUCCAACGAUUUCGACAAUACCGGCAACGUCGUUACGGCAACGUCCUAGUCACAAGAGACGACGAUGACGAUGACGAUCCUCCAAUAGCGUAAGAAGAGAGAAAAAAUGUUUGGAAAAGAAAUAAAUAAGA
Messenger RNA from Vespa mandarinia (Asian giant hornet), 1538 nucleotides. RefSeq lists its product as uncharacterized. NCBI's taxonomy places the organism in Eukaryota, Metazoa, Arthropoda, Insecta, Hymenoptera, Vespidae. The record is from RefSeq and is a predicted model, not a curated record.